GACCAACAUUAUGACAAGUAUAAUAAUUGAUAUCAAACGGAAUAGAAGUGGUCGACAUAACAACGUGCAGAUUACGCGGCUUCGAUACUGCCGACACCCACACAAACAAAGUCUUCCGAAUUAUUCUUCUUUUUCAUUCAGCAACUCAUAAUUCUUCAUCGCUUCUUUCCUAAUUCUUCCUCUUCUUCCCCGUCUUCUCUUUGCUGAGCCUGAGCCUGCUCCGAUUUCCAUCACGCGCAAAUGGCUACCAGACUCGGAGGCAUCUUUGAUUCCCCCAGUUCUCAGAAUUCAGCUGAAAUUGAAUCCCUUGCUCGAUUCGCCGUCGAUCAACACAACACCAAACAGAAUUCACUUCUGGAGUUUACAAGGGUGGUGAAAGCACGGGAACAGGUUGUUGCUGGUACACUGCACCACCUUACUCUUGAGGCUGUUGAUGCGGGUGAGAAGAAGAUCUAUGAAGCCCAAGUAUGGGUCAAACCAUGGCUGAACUUUAAAGAACUCAAAGACUUCAAGCAUGCUGGUGAAUAAAAGAUGCACGUCCGUUUCUGUAAGGAAUUGUAUACCUUCACUGUAAUAGUCACACCGGGAUAAUUUAUUACUCUCAAGUUUAAAUAAGUGUCAUGCCGGGUUAAUGUAUUAUUAUGAUACUUUACUACUUUCAUACUCUCAAGUUUAAAUAAGUGGAUUGUAUUCUGUGUA
This is a messenger RNA of Lathyrus oleraceus (garden pea), 699 nucleotides long. RefSeq names its product cysteine proteinase inhibitor 6. NCBI's taxonomy places the organism in Eukaryota, Viridiplantae, Streptophyta, Magnoliopsida, Fabales, Fabaceae. Bases 241 to 528 code for a protein of 95 amino acids. Gene Ontology annotation, molecular function: cysteine-type endopeptidase inhibitor activity. The transcript has 2 exons. The record is from RefSeq and is a predicted model, not a curated record.